Molecule: messenger RNA, 766 nt
Organism: Amoebophrya sp. A120
Lineage: Eukaryota; Dinophyceae; Syndiniales; Amoebophryaceae
Source: the annotation of a GenBank genome assembly
AGCACGCAAUUUAUUUGAUAAGAUCUUUUUAGCGGACGUCCGCGUUAAUCUUGAUCCUGAAUGAUAUUCACCUUUUUUUGAUCUUGUUUUCUAUUGCGAGCCAUCAAAGGCGCCAUUUCGGUUUUCGGUGUCACAGAUCGACGGUUUUCUGUCCAAAAUGGUGAUGUCCUCCGUAAAGGAGGGGCUUUCGUUCAUCAAGAAAUGGGGCCCGGUAGGGUUUUGCACGCAUUACGCUGUUUCUUUCACGGCACUGGGCUUGAUUUACUACGCGGUGUACAGCAACCGAGAGCAAUUGCUCAGCUACUUGCCCAGCUACGUGCCGCAACAAGGUUCUUCGGUGCUGUCCUCAGCGAUUUAUUUCAUGCAACUAUAGCUCCGACACCUACGCAUAUGUUAUCACAACUUCUUCGUCUAUCUCUCUACAGGGACAACAUGCUUUUCUUUACACUUACAGAUCUGUGGAUUACAGAUUACACUUACAGAUUGUCCCCUUCAAGGAUACAGAAAUUAUAUCACCCAACAGGUACUGACUUCGUUGUUGCCCUCGCCAUACACAAGCUGAGCCUUCCUGUGAGGGUUCCACUCACCCUCGCCCUGGUCCCAAUUGUACACCGCACACUCGCGAAAACGGGCGUCCUGAAGGCGGUGGAAAAGAUCGUUUCCAAAUCUUCGGCUACCUCGGCCGCUGUGGUAGCAGAUGAAAUGAACGCAGCAGACAGCACUGCGGACAAAAAAACGGACUGAUUUAUCAGGCCUACAAGCAGAC